Peronospora belbahrii is the source of this 402-nucleotide messenger RNA. Lineage: Eukaryota; Oomycota; Peronosporomycetes; Peronosporales; Peronosporaceae. The record is from the annotation of a GenBank genome assembly.
AUGGCGGAAGCAGCGCAGCUCGAUGCCGUCUUGGCAGCCAUGACGCAAUAUACCCCCACGAUUCCGGAUGAACUAGUAGAGUUUUAUCUACACCAGACAGGAUUUGUAACGAAUGAUACGCGAAUUAUCCGUCUCAUCUCUUUAGUCGUUCACAAAUUUCUAUUGGAUGUAACACACGAUGCAAUGCAGUAUCAGCGUAUUCGAUCACAAAAUACGUCAUCCGUGACCACAAGUACAGCUACAGCGUCGUUGACAAGUGGACAGAUCCCUGAUGGAACUUAUACAAGUGGUAGUCACAUUGUCCUAACGAUGGAAGACCUUGCUGCGAGUUUGAAGGAAUAUGGAGUGAAUAUUUGCAGACCUGAGUAUGUUAGUGAUGUAGCAUACGAGCCUACCAUGUAA